Molecule: messenger RNA, 2553 nt
Organism: Linum tenue
Lineage: Eukaryota; Viridiplantae; Streptophyta; Magnoliopsida; Malpighiales; Linaceae
Source: the annotation of a GenBank genome assembly
AUGAUCGAAUCCCAAAGGACACGUGUCAGAGAAGCCCUGCUGGAGUUCACCCCGACAGCUCGGCUCGCCGGGUUCGUCCUGGACAUGUUCUGCACCUCAAUGCUGGACGUGGCGGAAGAGUUGGGCGUUCCCUCGUACCUUUUCUUCCCCUCCGGCGCCGCUUUUCUCGGCUUCACGUUCCAUAUCCAGACGUUGCACGACGAGGAAGGAUUCGACGCAGCCGCCGCCGCGGAGUCCACCGAGGCUGAGUUGGUUUUCCCGGGUUUGGUCCGCCCGCUCCCGGGUAAGGUCUUGCCUUCAGGUCUUCUGCACGAGGAAUGGGCGGCUGCAUCGUAUAGAAUGGCAAGAGAUUUCAGGAAAAGCAAGGGCAUUUUGGUCAAUACGGUGAAGGAGUUGGAGUCAUAUGCGGUCGACUCCCUCUCCCGGACCGAGAACCCGAAGGUGUAUCCGGUGGGACCCAUUUUGAAUCUGAAGUCCGGCGACACGUCGUUCGAGUCGAGCGGAUUUGAGGACGGCAAGGUGAUUCGAUGGCUGGACCGGCAGCCGGAGUCGUCGGUAGUGUUCCUCUGCUUCGGGAGCAUGGGAGGGUUCUGUGCGGAACAAGUGAAAGAGAUCGCUCGCGCUCUGGAGGGCAGUGGCCAGAGGUUUCUGUGGUCCUUGCGUCGACUCGAAGGGGGACCGGCGCUUCUCCCAAAAACAACCGAUUACGGAGAUGUUAGGGAGGUUCUGCCAGAAGGGUUUGUUGAUCGUAUGAUGGAGGUUGGCAGGGUGAUAGGGUGGGCACCACAGGCGGCCAUGCUGGCUCACGGGUCCAUUGGAGGGUUCGUGUCACACUGCGGGUGGAAUUCGACGCUGGAGAGCAUGUGGUUCGGGGUGCCCAUGGCCGCGUGGCCAAUGUACGCGGAGCAGCAAUUCAACGCUUUCUUGCUGGUGAAGGAGCUGGAGAUCGCCGCAGAGAUCAGGAUGGAUUAUCGAACUGAAAGCGGAGAGAUUGUGAGAGCCGAAGAAAUCGAGAGAGGAAUCGGGAGCUUGAUGGAGCAAAACAACCCGAGGACGGAGAGGAUGAAAGAAUUUCGCAACAAGGUCAGGGCUGCGUUGAUGGAUGGCGGAUCUUCAUCAUCUUCAAUCGCUGAGUUUGUUGAAGAUAUCAAGCAGCAGCAGCAUCAAUUGAUCUUUAUCCCAUUCCCAGCCGCCGGCCACCUCGUCUCCAUGGUGGAACUCGCCAAGCUACUCGUCCGCCGCCACUCCACCCUCGCCGUCUCCAUCCCCAUCGUCACCUCCCCCUCCACAGCCGCCGCCGUCACCCGCUACAUCGACUCACUCGCCCCAACCCCGCGCGUGAACCUCCUCCGCCUCCCCAAAGACGACGGCGGAGGCCAGCCAUCCCCCGCCGCCAAUUUCACCCCUAUGAUCGAGUCUCACAAGCCCCGAAUCAGAGAAGCCGUCUCCGCCGAGCUCGCUCGCUCCGGGGCUCGACUCGCCGGCUUCGUCCUCGACAUGCUCUGCACCUCGAUGUUGGAUCUGGCGGAGGAAUUCGGCGCUCCCUCGUACAUUUACUUCACCUCCGGCGCCGCUUUCCUCCGAUUUCAGCUCCACGUCCAGGAAUCCCACGACGAGGAAGGGUUUGACGUUACCGAGCUCAAGGAAGCCGAGUUGGCUUGCCCCGGUUUGACCCGCCCAGUUCCAAGUAAGGUUAUCCCUUCCGGCUUCCUGAACAAAGAAUGGGUGGCUUUGGUAUACACAAUCACAAGGAAUUUCAGGAAAACGAAGGGUAUUCUGGUCAAUACGGUGAGGGAGUUGGAGUCGUACGCGCUCGAGUCUCUCUCCCGUGGGAAGAACAUCCCCAAGGUGUAUCCGGUCGGACCAAUUUUGAACCUGAAGGGCGAGAAGUCGCGUAGGGAGGACGACGAGACGAUCGAAUGGUUAGACCAGCAACCAGAGUCGUCGGUGGUGUUCCUCUGCUUCGGGAGCAUGGGAGCCUUCCGUGGGGAGCAGGUGAGAGAGAUCGCCUCCGCGCUGGAGGGAAGCGGGCACAGGUUUUUAUGGUCCCUGCGUCGACCUGGGGAAGGAGGACCGUGGGCUAGCCCGACGGAUUAUGAAGAUGUCAGGGAGGUUUUGCCGGAAGGGUUUCUCGACCGGACGGCGGAAGUAGGAAGGGUGAUGGGAUGGGUGCCACAGGCGGCUGUUCUGGCUCAUAAGUCGAUCGGAGGGUUCGUAUCUCACUGCGGGUGGAAUUCGACGCUGGAGAGCGUGUGGUUUGGGGUGCCGAUGGCUACAUGGCCGAUGUACGCGGAGCAGCAGUUCAAUGCGUUCUUGUUGGUGGAGGAACUGGAGAUAGCCACGGAGGUUAGGAUGGACUAUCGGAGCGAGAGUGAGGAGGUCGUGUCGGCUGAGGAACUGGAGAGAGGAAUCAGAAGCUUGAUGGAGGAUUGCUCCAGGAAGGGGAGAAUGAAGGGAUUUAGUGAUCUAGUCAGGGGUGCAUUGACAGAUGGCGGAUCUUCUUCGUCUUCGAUCGCUGAAUUUAUUGGAGAUGUGAGUAACAACGAUCUAUGA